Messenger RNA from Hydra vulgaris (swiftwater hydra), 342 nucleotides. RefSeq lists its product as uncharacterized. NCBI's taxonomy places the organism in Eukaryota, Metazoa, Cnidaria, Hydrozoa, Anthoathecata, Hydridae. The record is from RefSeq and is a predicted model, not a curated record.
AUGUUAUGUGGCUGCAUUUAUGGUACUGCAGAUAGUAGUUUAUAUUACUGUGAAAAUAUGGUCAAAUCAUUGAAGCAUGCAUCAAAUUUAGUAAACAGCAAGAAAUUCAUUUUAUACAAGAAAUAUAUUUUUAUAAAGAUAGUCAGUAAAACAUUUGACAAUAAUAUUCCAGUUGACAUUAUAUUUCUAGAUUUUGCUGAGGCAUUCGAUACUGUACUGCAUGAAAUAUUGUGUAUUAAGUUAGCUGGGUAUGGUACUAUUGGUGAUUUAUUGAACUGGUGCAAAGCUUUUCUAAAAAAUCGUUUGCAAAGAGUAGUACUUAGAGAAAAUAUAUUUCAAUAA